CGUGCCCUUCCAGAAUGGAGCUGGAAGCCUCGAUGGAGCAGUCCGUUCAGACGCGCAUCUUCAAGAUCAUCGUCAUUGGUGACUCCAACGUGGGCAAGACCUGCCUGACUGUGCGCUUCUGCGGGGGAGCCUUCCCGGCAAACACCGAAGCCACCAUCGGCGUGGACUUCAGGGAGAAGGCGGUGGAGAUUGAGGGAGAGCACAUCAAGGUACAGCAGGAAGAAAAGCAGGGAGGGAAGAGGGAGAGAGCGGGGGAGCCGGGCCUGGUGCACACAGCCUUUUCUGGGAGCCGGGUAUCCUUCCAGGUGGCUUCGUCUGUUGUUAUCGGGAUGUUUUUUUUAAGCAACCAUAAUUGAGGAUGCUUCUUCUGAAAGCUCCGCUCGUCUUCUAUUGCUGCCAUGUCUGAAAGGAUGUAGGGCGCCCCAUGGAGGUGAGGAGAGCUGGGGAGCAAAAAAUCGAUGGACUCCCAGAGAAGCAGGCUAUAGAACCCUGUUUGGUCUUGGGAGAGUAACGGGAAACCAGUAUAAGACAGGCUUGGGUAGAGGAGGAGCAACAGUAGGCAAGCCACCCUGAACUACAAGCUUCUUAAGGCACAGUGUGUAAGAUGUAUCUAUUUUGUCUAAUCCGAAUCCUGGUGCUGUUCUCCUCACCACCAUCUUAAUAUGCUCACAAAAACCCUAUUGGGUGGGAAAUGAUGAGGGAGGGAGAGACAGCAAAACGGGGACUGGCCCAGUAAACUUAAUGGCUAAGUAAGGAUUUGAAGGGCCGUAAAUCUGUGGUAGAGCUCCUGCUUUGCAUGCAGAAGGUCCCAGGUUCAAUCCUUGAUAAAGCUGGAAGAAAGAACCCUGCCUGCAACCCUGGAUAGGCUCUGCUAUUCAGUAUAGACAGACCAAUGGCUGACUGUGUUGCAUGUAUAUUCUCCCUAACUACUUACAUCAUUCUGGCUCUAGGUUCUUCUGAAGGUUGGGGUAUUAAUUUCACAGUGGCUAAUUUCUAAAAUUACAAGUGUUUUAGGGCUCCACAGUGUCUGGAAGUCAAGUGUGGUGGAAGCAUUCCCCGUCCCUCACCCCCAACUUGGCAACUCCCGAUUGCUAAAGCUGGUUGUGAUGCCCUAUAGUGGCAAGAGAAAGAGGGCCAGGGCAUAGUGCUCACUGCAUUUACAUCACUUCAUUACUCAACUACUUGAUGACUUGCAUCUGUGAACUGACACCCUCCUCCCCUGUUAUGCCUGAUAUGAAAGUUCUGGCUUCAGUGCUGGAAUCUGUGAUGGCCUGUUCCUACCGGCAGUUCACUACCAUGUCCAUAAUCAAUUGGCAUGCAUGAAUGAACCAGCAUCCAUAACUGUACUGUGCUCAGAUUCUCUGUUCUUUAUGGCUACUUCACAUGUUUCAGUAAGCAAACACCUCCUUCCCAGUAGAAUGGACAAGGUGUGGGGGAGAUACACUGGUGGAAAAGAGAGGUAUGAACAGGGCCAAGAUUUCAGUGCAUUCUCACAGUCACAUCACAGCCCAGAAACUGUACUCAGUCCUGGUGCUUCUGUUAUGCAGACUUCUAUUGAGAUCUCUGUGUGAUUGCACAAGGACUACCUAUACUGUGGGAUUCUGAAGCUGUUAUUAACUCUGGAUGUUUUAGUUUUGGAUCACUUUUGCACACCAGGAAUUAAGGACUGGAUAUAUAUGUGCUGGUUCAGUCAUCUCUGCUACAUCCUUGCAAUGUUAGGCCAAUCGAGAGCACACAUAUUGACAGUGGGGAUGAGAGAAGAAAGAAAUAAAAUCCAGACUAUUUAGAUAUCAUAAAUAGGCAUCUGCAGAAGUGUUCAGAUUGCUCAGUUACAGUAAAUUCCAGGGCAAAGUAUACAUUACAUACUAAUGCCAUACUCAGUUUAAGAAGGAUAUUGACAAGCUGGAAUGUAUGCAGAGGGCAACCAAGAGGAUCAAGGGUUGGAAACCAAGCCUUAUGAGGAAUGGUUGUAGGAGUUUGGUAUGUUUAGGGUCCCUUCCAACUCUACAGUUAUAUGCUUCUAUGAGUCAUAGACCUUUAAAGAGCAAAAACUCAUAUAGGAGAUUGCCUAUACUAACUUUUCUCUUUUUUUCCUCUUUUUUCCCAGUAAAUUUUUUAUUAUUUUCCUUAUUCAUACUUUAACAAUACAAUACAGUAAAUCACAUAAUUGCUUUAGCUCUGCCAAGCUCACAACUUCCCAUCUGCUGAAGGGAUACUUCAGCGAGUAUCCCUUAUUUUCUUAUAUUGCAUAUUCUAUUUAUUUAAUCUUAUAUCUGCCAUACAUUGUAAGAGCUAUUUCAAUCCUCCCAGUGUUUUUAAAGUUUUACAAUCGUCUUUUAUAUACCGUACACCAUAAAUUUACUCCAACUUUCUUGAAACCUCUGGUCGUCCUAGUUCCACAUUCUUCCCGUCAGUUUGGCUAACUGCAUAACUCAUCAUUUUCGUCUGCCACUCCACAACGGUAGGGACUUCUUGCACUUUCCGAUUUGGGGCAAUCAUAUUUCUUGCUGCAGCUGUGGUGUACAUAAAGAAUCUUUGGUCUACUUUCUUAAUUUCUUUCCCCAUCAAACCCAACAAAAAGGCUUCUGGUUUUUUGGGGAAAGUGUACUUAAAAUUUUUCUUAAGUUCAUUAUAAAAUAGCUUCCAAAAGUUCUUAACUUUAUCACAAGUCCACCACAUAUGAUAGAAAUCUCCAUCCACCUCUUUGCACUUCCAACAUUUUUUAUCCUUCAUCCUCUACAUUUUUGCCAGCUUUACCGCUGUUAAAUGCCAUCUAUAGAUCAUUUUUAUUAGGUUUUCUUUUAAAGCCGUACAUGCCAUAAAUUUCAUAUUUACCUUCCACAACUCAUACCAUGCAUCCAAUUCAAUAUUAUGCUCAAAAUCUAUAGCCCAUUUUAUCAUUGCUUCUUUCAUUUCCUCAUCUUUUGUAAACCAUUCUAAUAACAAAGCAUACAUUUUGGAUAAUGUUUUACCUCUGCCUUCUGUUAAGUCUAUUUGAAAUCUUGAUUUUUUUGUCUUCAAACCCAGCUUUCUUUUUGUCAUCCUUCAGCAUAUCAUUAAGCUGAUGGUAUUGCAACCAACCUGUAAGCAUACCUUCUCUUUGAUCAUAUGGCUUAAGUUUUAUCCCUUGUUCCAUUUUUCUAGUAAUUUUUCUAGUAAUUUCUUCUUUCCCUCCAUGUUAACUUUCUUGAUGGUCAACACUUCUAUUGGCGAUAUCCACCAUGGGGUUUUCCUUUCCAAUAAUUUUUCUUUCCCACACCUUAUCAUAUGGUUUAAAAAACCUUUAUGGACCUUUACUUUAUCAUAACACAGGUACGAGUGCCACCCGUACCUGUUAUCAUGCCCUUAUAAAUCCAAAAGGUCUGUGUUUUCCAGUGUUAUCCAUUCUUUCAGCCAUAUGAGACAGGACGCUUCAUAAUAGAGAUUCAUGUCUAGUAGGGCAAAUCUGCCUCUUUCUUUUUUAUCUAUCAAAAUUUUCAUUUUAAUCCUCGGCUUCUUUCCCUGCCAGACAAAUCUCGACGGUCUUUUUUGCCACUCUCUACAUUGUCCUGUCCCCUUAAUCACUGGAAUUGUUUGGAACAAGAAUAACAUUCUAGGUAAAACAUUCAUCUUAAUCGCUGAUAUUCUGCCUAGGAAAGAGAGUUUCAGCCUAUCCCAAAUUUCUAGAUCUUUCUUAAUCUCUCUCCAUGUAGUUUUAUAAUUAUCUUUAUACAAAUUUAUAUUUACUGUUGUCAGCCAUAUUCCGAGGUAUUUCACUUUCUUAGCCACCAUGAUUCCUGUCUCCUGUUGCAAUUCCUCUGUCUCUUCUUUGUUCAUGUUUUUAACUAACAUUAUUGGUCUUUUCUGAAAGGUAUUGAAGCCAUAUAUCUAUAACAAAAAGCCAAACUUAUUAUAAAUAAUAAUUUGGCAGACACUUUCGAAAUUUCCAAGGGGACCAGACAGGGGUGUCCCCUGUCACCGUUGCUGUUUAUUACGGUUUUGGAAGUUCUAAAUAAGAAUUUGAGAGAAACAUCAGAAAUUAGAGGGGUUAAGGUGGGAGUAAAAGAGUUUAAAAUAAAAGUGUUUGCUGACAAUCUAGUUUUAACAUUAGAAGAUCCAAAGAAAAAUGUACAAGAAGCCCUGCAGAAAAUAGAGGAAUUUGGCAAAGUGGCGGGGUUUAAACUUAAUAUACUAACCUUUCUCAACUUGGUGCUCUCUAGGUGGCUUGGAUUACAGUUAACAUCAUCCCUUACCACUGGUCAUGCUGGCUGGGACUGAUGAGAGUUAUAGUCCAAAAAUCUGGAGGGCACCAGGCUGGGAAAGGCUGGACUACAUGGACAACCAAUAGGGUUUUGACAUGGAUCUUUCCCAACCCUACCUGAAGAUGCCAGGGCUUGGACUUGGACCUUUUGCAUGGAAAACAUAUGUUCCAUAACUGAGCUACAGCCCCUUCCGAAAGAGCAGGUGCUCUUGGGAUUCAACCCCACACUGCAAACUCUACAGAGCAAUUUCAUAAGCAUUCAGCCACAGCAUCUGACCUGUCCACCACUCUCAUGUCCACUUUUUUCCUUUUUCUCUCCACAGUUCCCAAGCGCAGUUCAGAACAGUAGGGAAUUCUGAUCAGGAGAGGGAGUUUAGUGUAGUUGCAGUUAUCUUUACCUAAGGUUAGGGAUGCGGGUGGAGCUGUGGGUUAAACCACAGAGCCUAGGGUUUGCCGAUAAGAAGGUUGGCGGUUCGAAUCCCCGCAACUGGGUGAGCUCCCGUUGUUCAUUCCCUUCUCCUGCCAACCUAGCAGUUUGAAAGCACGAAGUGCAAGUAGAUAUAUAGGUACCGUUCCAGCCGGAAGGUAAACGGUGUUUCCGUGCGCUGCUCUGGUUCGCCAGAAGUGGCUUAGUCAUGCUGGCCACAUGACCCGGAAGCUGUACGCUGGCUCCCUCGGCCAGUAAAGCAAGAUAAGCGCAGCAACCCCAGAGUCAUCCAUGACUGGACCUAACGGUCAGGGGUCCCUUUACCUUUACUUUACUUAAGGUUAACAAGCUGCUGCAGUCAACAUUUUUCCCUGUCCUGCUCAACUGUCAAAGGUAAAAGAGCUCUGCCUUCCCUUGCAUCUGAUAGCUCAUUUUCUUUGUUUCUCCUUUUUAAAGAAAACUGCAGAUACCCCAGUGGUCAGGAUGCCAUGCAGUUGUGGGUUCUGACCCGGAGUGCCCCAAUAGAUGUAAUGUUUAAAAACGUCUUUCUUUCUUUUUAAUGCUUUAAAAAAGGGAGGUUGACAAUGGAGAGCUGGCAGGAAACAUUUUGCUUGACCCUUUCCUCACUGCAAUUUCUUAACUGCAAACCUCUCCCCCCACAGCAGCUUUUUCCUACCACACAGGGUUGUAAACGCACAUGUUACCCUCUGUAUGGCAAUCUUGCAUCCUCUCCCAACCACAUGAAUAUGUUCUCUAAAAAAUAACCCCAUAUAAUGUGAGUGUGUGGGUACACGCAGUCAAAAUGACUGUUGCUCUCAUUCCCCAUAGCUAAGGGAUGGUUUGGCGUAAUGUUAAGUCUGAACUCUGAGGCUUGGGGUUUGUCUCACUUCAAACAAACCAAAUCAAACAAAUCCUGCUUGGCAGGGGGUUGGACUCGAUGGCCCUUGUGGUCUCUUCCAACUCUAUGAUUCUAUGAACUGUAGCCAAGGUUUGCUUUUGGAUUACUGCUCAUGCCUUAUCUGCAGGAGGCAAACCAUAAUGCUAAGCCAGAGCAUGCCUUAGUUCCAGUACUAGCAUGGGAGCAGGAUGACCCUGGGAGGAAGUGAAGCAGCCACUAUUCUUUUUUACUGUGAGAAUCCACACACUAGUGCAUUCAUGCUUAGCUGUGAUUUUGGCUUAGUGCUGUGGGCAAACUGCACCAGGCUGUGGAAAAAUCACUUCAAAUAUAAAGCCAUCACAGCCUCAUGCAUGUUCACUUCAUCAGAUCGGGCCCUCUUUGAAAAAAGUUUGGGCACCCCUGUCUUAAGCAGUGCAGUGUAUUCCUAUUGCCUCAUGAAUACAGACCCAGUUUCCUUGAAGCUCCUCUGCCUCCAGGCCCUCAGAAAACCUUCUGAGGACAAAGAUCGGCCAUUUGGCCUUGUUUUGCUUCAAGACCAGAUUACAAAGGUUAACAAGUGGAAGAGAUUGCUGGUUGUGGGAAAAUAUUAGGUGAAGGGAGAUCAAUUCAUGUUUACUCAACUAAGAAAGGUAUGGGCUAGAAAGGUGUGGGCUAGGAAGUAGGCCCAUGUCUUCUUGUUAAUCUCUCCUUGUCUCAGCUGGGGAGAAGGCUGAGCCUACCUAUGAAAUGGGUCAUAUUAGGGAAUAAUAACUCUUAUAAUUGUAGAAAAAAACUUUAAUUGACUUUGAUUUUAUUGAAUUCAUAAUCUUUUAGGGCUUCUAUAUUUGACUUUUAUUGAAUAUACCCCUUCAGCAUAUUUUUCUUGUGAAGCAGCUUAUAAAUCCACAUAUAUUUUAAACUAGGUCACAACCAAUACAGUGGUACCUCUGGUUAAGUACUUAAUUUUUUCCGGAGGUCUGUUCUUAACCUGAAACUGUUCUUAACCUGAAGCACCACUUUAACUAAUGGGGCCUCCUGCUGCCGCCGCGCCGCCAGGGCACGAUUUCUGUUCUUAUCCUGAAGCAAAGUUCUUAACCUGAAGCACUAUUUCUGGGUUAACGGAGUCUGUAACCUGAAGCGUAUUUAACCUGAAGUGUAUGUAACCCGAGGUACCACUCUACACACUUUUACCACUUUAAAAGUUAGAGCUUCUCCCAAAAAAUCCUGAGAACAGUAGUUUACCCCUACAGAGCUACAAUUUCCAGUACUGCAGGCAAACUACAGUUCCCAGCAUUCAUUAGGGGAAAGCCAUGUGCUUUAAAGGGUGUGGAUAUGACCUUAGAUAAUGUGGUGGCCUAAGUGUGUAAGACUAGGGUCCAGUUUCAAAUCGUUAAUCAGCCACAAAGCUCAGAAGAUGAAUUGGGAGAAAUCUCAGCCAUACUAAGGUUAUAUAAAAUAAAAGAGGGAGGAAGAACCAUGUGGGACACUCUGGGCUUCCUGAAGGAAAAGCUGGAUAUAAAUGGAGGCUGAACAUUUUCUGUGAGCUGUUAAAAGAUUCUAGCAUUUCCUUCAGAGCUCAUUUGCCCUGGUUCCUGUCUUGGGUGAGUACAUGCGCGUGUGCACACACACAUACACAUAGUGGCUGGGUCUGUGAGCUUCCUUGUUAGUUUUCCCACAGUGCCACUGGCAUUGCUUGGCUCCAUGCCAUUAUACAAAAUAAAAAGACGACAGUACAGCACGGGCAUUGUGGGAAUUUGUUUCAGUGGCAACUUGUAGCUGCCUGCUGCCUCAGAUGGGUGAGCCCAGAGCCUGCCAAAAGCACUUUGCUGAGGGCCUUCAUAUGAGCAUAGAUAGCUGCCCUAUACUCAGUCAGACCAUUGGUCCUUCCAGUUCAAUAUUAUCAACAAAGACUGGGAGCAACUCUUGAGGAUUUAGGCAGGAGACAUUCCAAGCUCCACCUGUAAUUGAACUACAGGCAAAGCAGGUGCUCAUACCUUGAUCUUUGGAUCUUCCUCCAUGUCGACCCUUAAUGCUGGAGCUGAUCCUGCAUGAAUGUACUCUCUACCUGGUUUGUAGACUCUUCAGAAAUUCUGUUCUGUUCCACAGGUGCAGGUCUGGGACACAGCAGGCCAGGAAAGGUUCCGGAAGAGCAUGGUGGAGCACUACUACCGCAAUGUGCAUGCUGUUGUAUUCGUCUAUGAUGUCACCAAGAUGGCUUCCUUCAUCAAUCUUAAGACCUGGAUUGAGGAGUGCAAUGGCCAUGCAGUCCCUGCCCUUGUCCCUAAAGUGCUUGUGGGAAACAAGUGUGACUUGCGGGACCAGAUCCAGGUGCCAUCCAGCAUGGCCCUGAAGUUUGCUGAUGCACAUAAUAUGCUUUUGUUUGAAACCUCAGCCAAGGACCCCAAAGAAAGUCAGAAUGUGGAAUCUAUUUUCAUGUGUCUGGCUUGCCGGCUGAAGGCCCAGAAGUCUCUACUUUAUCGGGAUAUGGAGAGGCAGCAGGGGAAGGCAUCGAGAAUGACGCUUAAUGCAGACGGGAGCAGCAAAAACCCCUGUCCCUGCUGAACUGUUGAGGUUGCAAUUCCUGACCAUUUAAUGGGUAUGUGUGUGACUGUGAGUGAGAAGGGCAGAUGGUUUUGUCCCUCGAUGAACUGAAACAAGACC
Molecule: messenger RNA, 8205 nt
Organism: Podarcis lilfordi (Lilford's wall lizard)
Lineage: Eukaryota; Metazoa; Chordata; Lepidosauria; Squamata; Lacertidae
Source: the annotation of a GenBank genome assembly